Molecule: messenger RNA, 1375 nt
Organism: Musa acuminata subsp. malaccensis (wild Malaysian banana)
Lineage: Eukaryota; Viridiplantae; Streptophyta; Magnoliopsida; Zingiberales; Musaceae
Product: probable methyltransferase At1g29790
Molecular function (GO): S-adenosylmethionine-dependent methyltransferase activity
Source: RefSeq, a predicted model, not a curated record
AUCGGAGAAGGAAGAAUUGAUCGGAAGUUGGUCGACUCCUCUAUGGCAAGCAUCGAGGAGUACCAGAGAAGAGCAGUCCUAAAGCACAAUUCGAUCUGCUCGAAGCUGAAGAUACUGCUUCUCGUUGUAUCGACCAAUUUGCUUACCGUCCUCCUCUUCUCCUGCACCUCAUUGGAUUCCCGAUGGUCGAGCUGCGGCCUCCGAGUCCAUUCGUGGGACUCCGCCGCCCUGUUCCACGAGCUCAACGCCACCCGGAGGGACCUCUCCGACAGCCGAACUCAAUCUGCCGAGCUCCAGCGGCGGCUCGCCAUGACGAGCUCCCUUCUGCAGACCCUCCUGGCCGAGGUCGGCCGCGCUCGAGAGGACAUGGUGGCCGCAGCCGAUGGCGUGGGUGGGUCGCGGGACGAGAUCCCUGAGGAGCUCAAGCUCGCCAUGGGGCCUCACAAGAUGCCCCUCGGCUUCACUUCCAACCUCGGCACCGACGAGCUGUACCCGGCGCUCGGCUCCGCUUGCUUCAAUUUCCAGAAGGAGCUCGUCGAGUACAUGUCCUACGAGGUCGGGAAGGAGUGCCCCAUGGACGAAGUUUUCGCGCAGAGACUAAUGCUCAAAGGGUGCGAGCCUCUGCCCCGCCGGCGGUGCCACCCGAAGUCUCCGAAAGGAUACGUCGAGCCCGUGCCGUUCCCCGCCAGCCUUUGGACGAUCCCGCCGGACACCAGCAUCACCUGGGACGCAUACACCUGCAAGAACUACACCUGCUUGGUUAACAGGAGGAAGGAGAAGAGGGCCUACGAUUGCAAGGACUGCUUCGACUUGAAAGGCCGCGAGAAGGUGCGGUGGCUGCACGACGACGGCGGCCUCGCCUACGGCAUCGACGCCGUCCUGGGGACGAAACCCCCGGGGACCAUCCGGAUCGGGCUCGACAUCGGCGGCGGCACCGGCACCUUCGCCGCCCGCAUGAGGGAACGCAACGUGACCAUCGUCACGAGCAGCAUGAACUUCGACGGCCCCUUCAACAGCUUCAUCGCCUCCAGGGGUCUCGUCCCGAUGCACGUCAGCGUCGCCCACCGGCUGCCGUUCUUCGACGGCACCCUCGACAUCGUGCACUCCAUGCACGUCCUCAGCAACUGGAUCUCCGACACGGUGCUGGAGUUCGCGCUGUACGACAUCUACCGGGUGCUGAGGCCGGGGGGGCUGUUCUGGCUGGACCAUUUCUUCUGCGCCGGCACGCAGCUCAACUCGACGUACGUGCCCAUGCUGAGACAUGUCGGGUUCAACAAGCUGCGGUGGACGGCCGGGAGGAAGCUCGACCGGGGGAUGGCCAAGGACGAGUGGUACCUGUCUGCUCUGCUGGAGAAGCCCAUGACCUGAAGAGGAG